CUUCCUAUGAGUUUCAUAACUUGGUGAGCUACACUUUCAUUUCAAGAUUCAGACGAGUUGCGACGAAAUGCAUUUCCAGAUCAUAUUGCUAAGCAUUUGCUUUAUGUAUUUUGCUUGCUCCAAUGCCAUCCAAUGCGAUUCCUGUGGCAAGGAGUGUGCCAACGCCUGCGGAACAAAAAACUUUCGUACCUGUUGCUUUAACUACCUACGCAAACGCUCCGAUCCCGAUGCACUGCGUCUUAGCUCUAAUAAACGGCUUAUAGACUUUAUAUUGUUGCAAGGACGCGCGCUCUUCACGCAGGAGCUGCGCGAGCGCCGCAAUAAUGGCACCCUAAUCGACCUGGACAUGGGCAACUACUAUGCCUAAAACACAUCCUCUGAUCUAUCCAAGCGCUACCGGCACAGACAAUGACAACGAUGCGAAUGUUUGAAGUGUUAAUUUUUUAAUAAAAGGCGUAAAACUCUUUGGGGCAAAGUGCUUAGAAAAGCAUUUGAUA
Molecule: messenger RNA, 497 nt
Organism: Drosophila virilis
Lineage: Eukaryota; Metazoa; Arthropoda; Insecta; Diptera; Drosophilidae
Gene: Trissin
Product: trissin
Source: RefSeq, a predicted model, not a curated record